Messenger RNA from Akanthomyces muscarius, 507 nucleotides. RefSeq lists its product as uncharacterized. The record is from RefSeq and is a predicted model, not a curated record. The transcript has a single exon. NCBI's taxonomy places the organism in Eukaryota, Fungi, Ascomycota, Sordariomycetes, Hypocreales, Cordycipitaceae. The coding region runs from base 1 to 507 and encodes 168 amino acids.
AUGUACGGUUCAUUUGGCUCAUAUAGCUCUAUGAGCAUCGGCUCAGCACCGAUGAGCAUUUCCACAAGUGUCACAUCCCGCGACGAGUCGUGCGCCUUCCCUUCAUGGCCGCGCCGCUCAUCGCUGAGCUCUUCCGACAAAGACGCCUCUUACGAGCCCCGCGCCAGCUCCUACCUUUCCGACGACGACCUCUUCCUCUACGAUGAGCCCACCAGCAGUGGCUCCGAGAGCGACGACAGCCGCAGUGUGUCCAGCGCCGGUAGUGCCUCGCCGCCCACGCUCGGUCUCGUCCUCGCCUCGCCGACCCGCCACGCGCCCAGCGAAGCUGAGAUCCUCGAGAUGCAGCGCCAACGCCUCAACGUGCGCAGAGAUCUCAUCCGCAUGGUCCAGCAGGAAAAGGAGCGCCGCAAGCAGAGCAGCAAGAGCCGUCGCGCAGCCGCCGCCAAGAAGAGCACCAGCAAGACGCGCAGCUACAGCAUGGCGCCCAUCACCGAGGCUGAGGAGUGA